Molecule: messenger RNA, 2531 nt
Organism: Drosophila bipectinata
Lineage: Eukaryota; Metazoa; Arthropoda; Insecta; Diptera; Drosophilidae
Product: eukaryotic translation initiation factor 2 subunit 3
Biological process (GO): formation of translation preinitiation complex
Cellular component (GO): cytosol; eukaryotic translation initiation factor 2 complex; nucleus
Molecular function (GO): GTPase activity; histone H3K9 methyltransferase activity; protein binding
Source: RefSeq, a predicted model, not a curated record
UGGCCGCGUAUUCGGCCCUUUACAACACGCGCGUACGAGACUUGAUGCCGAGCUGCAAUAGCUGAAAAUUAAUUUUAUAAUUUUAUAUACGCAUCGUUUUUAAAAACAUUAAAAACAUGGCCACCGCUGAAGCUCAAAUCGGUGUUAACAGAAACCUGCAGAAGCAGGAUCUCAGCAACUUGGAGAUCGGCAACUUAACGCCUCUCUCGCCGGAGGUGAUCUCGCGGCAGGCCACCAUCAACAUUGGCACCAUCGGUCAUGUAGCCCACGGUAAAUCCACGGUGGUGAAGGCUAUCUCGGGCGUACAAACGGUGCGUUUUAAAAAUGAGCUGGAGCGGAACAUCACAAUCAAGCUCGAACGCUUAAGCGAAAAAAAGAUUCAAAAACUGUUGCAAUCCAAGCACCACCGCCAGCAGUAUGAAAUCCAGCAGCUAUCACGUCUGCGGCACCUGGCCGAGAGACGACGCCACAGCCGCCUGCGCCGUCUCUGUUCCAUGCCAGCACCUCAAGCUCACGCCGACAAAAGGACCAAUCGCCGAAGCAGCAGUCAAACCUCUCUCAGUCCGAGCCACAGCAGCGGCUAUGGCAGUGCCAUUGGAUGCGAAGACCAAGACAUCACACACCCAGCCGACAAGGGAUCCUCUACUGGUCUCAAGCGCCGUCGUAGCAGUGGGGUCCACAUUUCAACUGCGAGCGCUAAGAGAUCGAAAAACAACCAGGGACUGGUGGUGAAGAAGCCGCCAAAGGGCGAAUAUGUUGUCGAGCGCAUUGAAGUCGUCGAGGUGGUUCAAUACAAGCCUGUUUUCUUUGUUAAAUGGCUAGGCUACGAUGCCAGCAACAACACUUGGGAAAGCUUCGAGAACGUGGCUGAUUGCGCCCAACUCGAGGAGUUUGUGGAUAGGCAGCUCCAGCUCUACGAGAAGUACAUAGCUCAGAUUACAAGCGAACUGGAGGAGCAGCUAGAGGACAUUCCCUUGAUGGACAAAAUAAAUGUGGCCGAGGUAGAUGCCUACGAAUCCCUGCCACUGCAGAUAGACCUCAUCCUUUUGGCCCAAUACAGGGCGGCUAGCAGUCGCAGCCAAAAGGAGCCGCAGAAGAUCGGCGAACGGGCUCUCCGGUCUAUGCAGCUCAAGAGGUGUCAUUUUGCCCGUCGCCAGCAGUUAUCGGAUCUCGCAAAGUUCGAGGAACGAAUGAACUCUGUGGAGGAGCCAUCGCCGCCCAUCAAAGUUGAGAAUAAUGUAGAUCUCGAGACCAUAGACAGUAGUUUUACCUACAUUCAAAAGAACAUUAUUUGCGAGGGUGUGCCCAAGCCGGAGGACGGACUUCUGGGCUGCAAGUGCUUGGGGGAAAACGGAGCCGAAGAGUGUGCCGCGUCCACAAAGUGCUGUGCCCGCAUGGCCGGUGAACUCUUCGCAUACGAACGGAGUACGCGACGACUGCGAUUGCGUCCCGGCAGUGCCAUAUACGAGUGCAAUAGCCGCUGCUCCUGUGAUGCCACUUGCUCCAAUCGGCUGGUCCAGCACGGGCGGCAGAUGCCAUUGGUUUUAUUCAAAACUAGCAACGGCAGCGGAUGGGGUGUGAAAACGCCACAAGCUCUGCGCAAAGGAGAGUUCGUUUGCGAGUACAUCGGUGAGAUAAUCACCAGCGACGAGGCGAACGAGCGCGGCAAGGCCUAUGACGACCGGGGACGGACGUACCUCUUCGAUUUGGACUACAAUACCGCGCAGGAGAGCGAAUACACAAUCGAUGCAGCCAACUAUGGCAACAUUUCGCAUUUUAUCAACCACUCGUGUGACCCCAAUCUGGCCGUCUUCCCCUGCUGGAUUGAGCAUUUGAAUGUGGCGCUGCCGCACCUCGUCUUCUUCACUCUGCGCCCGAUCAAGGCUGGCGAGGAGCUGAGCUUUGACUAUAUCCGUGCUGAUAACGAGGAUCUGCCCUACGAAAACCUAUCGACGGCGGUGCGUGUCGAGUGUCGUUGCGGGGCAGCGAAUUGCCGAAAGGUCCUGUUUUAGAUUCAAAUCGGAUUGAGAUCCUUUUCCAUUUUUACGGAGAGCAUCCGCGUUUUUUUUUUCAAUUCUUAUGUAUUGUGUAAGCAAAUAUAACAUCGAGGUAUUGGCAAACAUUUUAAUUAUUUAUUGCUUAUUUGCACUGCCACCUGCUUAUUUUAAUUAUAUAGCAGUCAUUACUAGUUGAUUAAGUAAGACAAUUUCUGUAUAUUUUACGAUUUUAAAUACUUCAUUUGGAUUAUUAUUGGAUUAGGUUGUAGUUGUGUUUAAGCCUCGUUUACGAUGGGCUGUUAAUUGUACAAUUACUUGACACAAAUUUCACAAUAAAUAUAAUUAUUUUGACAACUAUAAGAGUUUUUUUUUCCCUCAAGUCCUUGAAAUGCUGGGAGACUAUGGAAGUUAUUUUUCUUAAUAAAUUUAAGACUUAAUUAUAGUCAUAAUUAUAAAAUAAUAAAAUAGCGUAAGGCUAAAAAGGAUAUAGUGUCUUUAAUGGUUGCCUUACACGAUUUCAGGAUACGCCAAUGC